Molecule: messenger RNA, 2350 nt
Organism: Mandrillus leucophaeus (drill)
Lineage: Eukaryota; Metazoa; Chordata; Mammalia; Primates; Cercopithecidae
Gene: PTGER3
Product: prostaglandin E receptor 3 (subtype EP3)
Exons: 4
Coding region: 231-1406 (391 amino acids)
Biological process (GO): positive regulation of cytosolic calcium ion concentration; adenylate cyclase-activating G protein-coupled receptor signaling pathway; intestine smooth muscle contraction
Cellular component (GO): plasma membrane
Molecular function (GO): prostaglandin E receptor activity
Source: RefSeq, a predicted model, not a curated record
CCAGAGGUUUCCCGGAGAGGAAGGCGCGGCUGCCUCCGGGGCCAGUGAGCCCUGGCGCCGCCGCCGCCGCGGUCCCAGUAGCGGCAUAGGGCGGCGGCUGCGCCCCGCACCAUGGAGGGCAGCCCAGCCACAGCCGCGGUAGCCGCCGACCUCCGCCGCCGCCCGCGCCGCGUCUGCCCCCUCCCGCUGCGGCUCUCUGGACGCUAUCCCCUCCUCACCUCGAAGCCAACAUGAAGGAGACCCGGGGCUACGGAGGGGGUGCCCCCUUCUGCACCCGCCUCAAUCACUCCUACACAGGCAUGUGGGCGCCCGAGCGUUCCGCCGAGGCGCGGGGCAACCUCACGCGCCCUCCAGGAUCCGGCGAGGAUUGCGGAUCGGUGUCCGUAGCCUUCCCGAUCACCAUGCUGCUCACCGGUUUCGUGGGCAACGCACUGGCCAUGCUGCUAGUGUCGCGCAGCUACCGGCGCCGGGAGAGCAAGCGCAAGAAGUCGUUCCUGCUGUGCAUCGGCUGGCUGGCGCUCACCGACCUGGUCGGGCAGCUUCUCACCACCCCGGUGGUCAUCGUCGUGUACCUGUCCAAGCAGCGUUGGGAGCAGCUCGACCCGUCGGGGCGGCUCUGCACCUUCUUCGGACUGACCAUGACUGUUUUCGGGCUCUCCUCGCUGUUCAUCGCCAGCGCCAUGGCCGUCGAGCGGGCACUGGCCAUCAGGGCGCCGCACUGGUACGCGAGCCACAUGAAGACGCGUGCCACCCGCGCUGUGCUGCUCGGCGUGUGGCUGGCCGUGCUCGCCUUCGCCCUGCUGCCGGUGCUGGGCGUGGGCCAGUACACCGUCCAGUGGCCCGGGACGUGGUGCUUCAUCAGCACCGGGCGAGGGGGCAACGGGACUAGCUCUUCGCAUAACUGGGGCAACCUUUUCUUCGCCUCUGCCUUUGCCUUCCUGGGGCUCUUGGCGCUGACAGUCACCUUUGCCUGCAACCUGGCCACCAUUAAGGCCCUGGUGUCCCGCUGCCGGGCCAAGGCCACGGCAUCUCAGUCCAGUGCCCAGUGGGGCCGCAUCACGACCGAGACGGCCAUUCAGCUCAUGGGGAUCAUGUGCGUGCUAUCAGUCUGCUGGUCUCCGCUACUGAUAAUGAUGUUGAAAAUGAUCUUCAAUCAGACAUCAGUUGAGCACUGCAAGACACAUACAGGGAAGCAGAAAGAAUGCAACUUCUUCUUAAUAGCUGUUCGCCUGGCUUCACUGAACCAGAUCUUGGAUCCUUGGGUUUACCUGCUGUUAAGAAAGAUCCUUCUUCGAAAGUUUUGCCAGAUCAGGUACCACACAAACAACUAUGCUUCCAGCUCCACCUCCUUACCCUGCCAGUGUUCCUCAACCUUGAUGUGGAGUGACCAUUUGGAAAGACAAUGAAAGAACGGAGUCGGACAUUUUAUUGCAAUUCCUGCUUCCCUGAAUUUGCGUAUUUCUUCCCACCUGACAAGGAGAAUUAUAUUUUGAUUUGGAUUAUUUCUUCAUUUUUAUCUGUUUAUUUUAAUGAUUGUUUUGUUGGUAAUAUCCAUGGAGAUCAACUUUAUUAUUAUUAUCCAUGUCUCCGAAUAUUAGAUUGGUUUCUUGAAUGGCAUUUUGAAUAUACAUUUAAGAAGUUGGGAAGAAUUUCACAGAUGAUGAUUGGAGGAAAAGUGAUGAAAAGAAAGACCUGUGUUCCACGAAUUUUCUCCAGCUUCAAACCUUUACAUGAGUCUUAACUGAAGUGGACAUCUUUACAUUUCAUGACAGCUUGAUUUUACAAUAUGAGUUUGAAAAAUCAGUAUAAGUUUACGAUGGUGAAAAGUCAACAUAUUGAGAGCAAUAAUUCAAUUAAUAGAAUAUGAACUUAAUGAGAUAUAAAAGCAAAUGAGGGCAGGAGGGAAUAGUGACAAAAAUAUUUGUGCCCAAUUAUGAUUAAUGUUUUAGAGAUGUUGUGUCCUUGUGGGCUUAGCAUGGAACUAAAAGUUUCUGAGUUUCAAUUCUGGUUGUGUGUCAUUUAGUAACUCAGGAAUCUGCUUAAUUGUUAUUUCUAAGCUUUUGACGACAAAGGAGUGAUGCAGCUAAGGGCAUCCUUGAAGUGUCAUAAAAAACAAAUUUGAGAUUGGAUGAUUAGCUGCACAGUUAGAGUGAUAAAAAAUCCAGGCAUGCCUUCUGAUUCACCAUGAUCAAGUCAGGAUUUCUUAGUAUUUCUUUGCUGGCAGCAUAUACGAAGGCAAAAUUAAUAAAUAACAUAGUUGUUGAAUAACAAAUUUUGUAACAUUUUUAUAAAACAAAAGAAUCUAUUUUGUCUGUAUUAAAAUAAAAAACUUUGUGGACUUUUAAAAGAU